GUUACGUUUACAUUCUGUUCUCGACGUCGCGUUCAUCGUAGGGAGCCAUUAGCCUCGUCCGCGUUAAGCAUCGUGCCAUAUUCCCAUUCGCGCCCUAAUACUAACAACAUUCUCGUAGUUUUAAGUGAAAUAGUAUGAGAGUGAAGACCGAAAUGGACGACGACGAAAAGGGAAAGCUGUUUGUUGGUGGUUUGUCGUGGGAGACAACACAAGAAAAUCUUCAGCGUUACUUUGGCCGUUAUGGCGAAGUAAUCGACUGCGUUGUUAUGAAAAAUAGUGAAUCUGGACGCAGCCGUGGUUUUGGAUUCGUAACAUUUAGUGAUCCAGCUAAUGUUCCAUUAGUUCUUCAGAAUGGACCACAUCAACUUGAUGGGCGCACAAUUGACCCGAAACCAUGUAAUCCACGUACUCAGCAAAAGCCGAAACGUAGUGGAGGCUUUCCAAAAGUUUUCCUUGGUGGCUUACCAAGUAACGUGACUGAAACUGAUUUGAGGUCAUUCUUUACCCGUUUUGGUAAAGUUAUGGAGGUUGUUAUAAUGUAUGAUCAAGAAAAGAAGAAAUCGAGAGGAUUUGGCUUUCUCAGCUUCGAGGAUGAAGAUGCAGUGGACCGAUGUGUAGCAGAGCAUUUCGUCAACUUGAAUGGAAAACAGGUUGAAAUCAAACGUGCAGAACCACGAGAUUCUUCUAGCAAAAUGAAUGACAGCCAUCAAGGUCAAUGGGGACCUCCUCAACAAGGUGGGCCUCCGAUGGGAAUGGCCGGGAAUAUGGGACCUAUGGGUGGUCCAAAUGGACAGAUGGGUGGACCUAUGAUGGGAGGUCCAAUGGGUCCACCAGGGAACAUGAUGCAACAGUAUCAGGGUUGGGGUACCAGUCCUCAGACUGGAGGAUAUGCUGCUGGAUACACUACUCAGUAUAAUUCUCAAGGUUGGGGUGCACCUCCUGGUCCUCCACAACAGCAACAAAUUCCACCACCACCACAUCAUCAGUGGGGUAGCAGUUACAAUGUGCAACCUGCAGCAGCUACUCAAGGGUAUGGAAGCUAUGGUGGGCCGGCGGCCGCCGCUUCAGGGGGCUAUGGGCCCACGGCGGGUACUGGCGGGGCUGCGGGGGGCGGGCCCGGGGGUUCUUGGAACUCCUGGAACAUGGCACAAAACGGUCCUCCUCCUGGGACCCAGCCACCACCUCAGCCCCCUCAGCCUAACUCCUCGCAGCCCAACUCCAACUCGAACCCCUCUGGCCCGCAGGGUGACAUGUAUUCGCGACAGACCACCGGUUCAGGUGCACCUGGGUCCAGUAGCAGUUCAGCGAAAACUCCGGAUUAUACUGGGUACUCUGCAUAUGGUAAUUACGCUGACACCAGUUAUCCUCAGCGUUCGUAUCAAGGAGGAGAAAGCAACCAAGGAAAGUGGAGAAAUGCAUCUGCCGAGUUUAUAAAACGGAAGCGCCAAGGAAAAGAGGGUGUUAGGUUCUAGAGAUAUUGAUUUCAUUGAUCGCUCGCGACAACGGCCCAUGAUCUUAUUGGGUUUCAAAGGUACUGUGGAAACAAUUGAAACCGCACAUUUAAAACAGAUAAACAGAGAGGAAUAAAUAGCAAAAAAAGCAAGACGAAUAAAAUACCAGGACAAAGAAUAAAUGGACACCCAUGGUGCAAGUAAAUUUUUGUAUGGCACUGGGAUAGAGGGUAGGAAGCGGAACAUAGAAGUAUUAUAAGAGUUAGAUUGAAUGGAAUAAGUAAAAUAAAGCAAAUAAAAUGAAAGCGAGUGUAAAGAAUAAGGGAAUGCUGAACAUUAAUUACUUACCAGCAUUUGAGCGGGGGAUGGAUGAAAUUUCGUUUUGAGAAAUUUCUUCUCAGUGGAUGGCACAAAUUUCGAUGCUCGUUCACCUUUUUGAUACUUUUAGUGAACACUUCGGUAAUUUGAAAAUAAGAAUAAUUAAAUAAAAGAAAUACUAUAUUAAGGUCUCCAGUAGGAGGCCAACGAAUGACUGGCACAUUUGAGACACCCGUCCCUCCACGAUCUCGUAUUUAUUAAAAUAGAUAUGCUGGAACGAAGGAAAAUGAAAACGUAACGAGUAAUUAAUGAAAUAAUUAAGUAAGGUGUUCACACAGGCUGACUUAUAAUCUAAACUACAGAGAUAGUGUAAAAUAAAUAGAUCCUUUUAAUAUGAUGUACGUAUAUCUAUAACAUUAUUGACAGCAGGCUGCAGUUUCCUUAAGCAUGUUUUUUUUCUCCUUUCCUUUUUGUUUUUUUUUUUUAUUUUGUUAUUUUCAUGUUGUAUCUCUAAUACUGUACAAUAUGUUAGUCAUAUUGAUGUUUAGUUCCUUUUUCUGUUAUUCUCCUUCACUUGUGACUUUUUCUAAUCUAAAUCUGGUCCUUUUCCGUUUCCAUGUAUCUGAAAAAAGUUUAUUGUUUUUGGAGGGAAGAGGACGAGAAAGGAAGCGAAAAAAAAGAUAUCGAAUUUUUUAAUGAAGAUUAAAAAAAAAAAAAAGAAAAUUUGUAUAAUAAGAAAUUCUGAAUCGUUAGACAUGUUUCUGUAUGGUCGUAUUGCAUCAAAUAUGGAAACUAGUUUAUUUUUUACCUCGGAUUUAUAAUAGUUAAUUAUUAGGCACCUUUAAGACUACAAUUAUUGUUACUAUUAUUAUUACUUCUAUGAUAAUUAUUACUAUUAUACUACUAUUAUCAUUAUGAACUAUUUACAGCUAUUUAUCACUAUUUACUGUUGCGACUGCUCCUACUGCAACCAUUAUGAUUGCACUACUAUACACGCUAUUAUUACUGUCUAUGAUAAUUAACAAAUAUUGUACGAUGAUGCUUAUAAGUGUUUAAAUUUUAGAUGAUUAGAUAUGAAAGAGAUCAUGAUAUCUACUGGAUGGAGGGAGGGGUAUUUGUAAUUUGUGCGGUGUACUCGGCGGGGGGCGUCGAUCUGAAAAGUCUACCUGAUUAAAUAUAUGACUUAAUUGUAUUUACUCUGUAGGAUUUACCAUAGUUCUAAACAAGGAAUAUUUCGGAAGAAUGCUCUCAAAUGCUCAUGUUUAUUAUUGAGCGAGUCGCGUUGUGUCUUACUUUGUCAAUAAGAAUUGCAAGUAUUGCGCUAAUGUAAUUUUAAAUUUUUUACGAGGUCAACACUAUAAUCAGUAGGUUACAAUUAAUAACGGAUCAACAAUUUGCGUAAGCUUCCUCACUAUUGAUCUCAAUACGAUUUAGCUUUUUCUUUCCCUUUAUGGCAUCUGUUCUUUCUCUCGUCAAAUUGUUGUAACUUCAACUACUUCUUUUUUCGUUUCUACAUUUUUUCUUUAUUAUUUCAGCUUGCCAUAUUUCUCGUAACACACAAAUUCGUAAUAAGCGGUGCGAAUUUUUUUUUUUGUGUAUGUCAUUGAUCGACUUUCAAAUCAAUUAACUCCUGUACUUAUCCUCCGCAUUGUCUAUUUAAACUGCUCGUUACCAUUUUCGGAUUCGAUACGUUUAAUUAACAAUAUCGCGUAGCAUCGUAGAAACAGAGAUAUGUAAAAGUCGAUGGGAUAAUGAGAAAGCAUUAACAAACGCGACUCGUGGAAACUUCUGGGAUCAACGCAAUAACACAUUUACUGACUAAACUAAAGACAAGAAAAGACGAGUAGGGAGCUCAAUCAAAGGAAAACCACCUUUUACACUAAUUAUUAUGGUAAUUACACGAAACACGUAAAACAUAACCGUACUCUCAACAGAUACACACGUAACACGUACACUUCUACGCGCAUAAAGAAGUAAACUAAUUAAACAGAGGCCACAAGUUAUUGAACAUCCAAAUAAUAGUAAAUUAAUAAGAUGCUAAAAGUAGAUAAUGAAAAAAAAAAUUAAAAUGAAAGGGCGAUGACUUUGUGGUUUUACUAAAUAAUACGUUAUUUAAUACCUACUUGAGAGGCAGAGAGCGAGAGAGGGAGAGAAAGAUGAGAGAGAGACUGUGAGAGCAGCAAAUUUAAAUAGCGAGAGAGAGAGAGAAAGCUUUUAUCUUUACGGCUGUUUUUUCAGAACUUAUUUUAUAAAGUAAUAUAAUAAAGAAACGUAAAUGAAAAAGCCACUAGUAUAUCGAUUAUGAUUAUAAUUAUUACUACUAACUAUUGUAUUCCUUACUAUUAUCGAUUUUUAAAAUAAAGUUAAAGCGUAUAAAUUUAAAGGAUUUUUAAGUGUAUGCAAAGCGUUAGGAGAAAGUGAUCAUAAUAACAUUUGAUUUAUAGACGUAUUAACGAUAUAAUUAAUGUGUUUGCUGGAAUCGGUAAGCCAGGUAAAUUAAUUUAUAUUAUAAUUAACGAGUCUCAGAGGGAUGAUUAAAUUAAUCUAGUACGAAGGGAUGGGAAAUGUGAGGGAGAAAAAAAAAGUAAAUAAUGACACAAAGUUAAAUGGCUGCCUUGCCACACUUGUAUAUACAUAUAUUUUAGGGUACGCUGGAAAAGUAUAAUAUCGAGAUAAUAAGCGAAAGUGGUAGCAAUGGAUUUGAAAAAAAAUACACACAAAAUGAUGACGAGAAAGCGGGACUAUUCGAAUAAUUGACAAUUAAUAAUUAUAACAGAUAAUAUAUUUAUAUUUAACGCGAUAUUAUUAGUAUUUUUCAAUACAGAAAUAAUGCAUCUAAUUAACGUAAUAGGUAGCAAAUAGGGAAAAAUACUUUGAUUCUAGCUGUUGUUACUAUCUGUCGUAAUUUCGUCAUUUUUACGAAUUACGACUUGCUCUCAGGGUUGUUACUGUCUUUUUUCCUCUUUUAUCUUUUAGUCUUCUAACUUUUUCAAUCACUUUUUUUAUAUUCUCCCUGUCUAAGAUUUUACUUUCUAUUAGAAUCUUUGAAAAUGAUUGUAUUUAUAUUUUUUUUAGGUCGGUAUCUCAUUUCUCUUCUCGUUCUUCCUUUUUUUCUUUUCUGUUAAUUCUUUUGUGUUAAAUAAAUAGGCACUGAACUCAGUAUUUGAAGGAAGCAUUCUGAAAUGUCUUUUUUUUUUUUUAAAUCAUUUUAUGGGCGUUGUCAUGCGGAAAAGCAUGGUUUUUGCUGUAAAAUAUUUAUUGUUGAUUCGUAGGACUGAAACACUUUUUAUUUCAUAUAGAGAAGUAAUAAUUGUACAUUAAGGUUUAAGUAAUGGGAGGGGGGAGAAAAUCACAUACAGCUAGAUUUAAUUCUUCGUUACUUUUAAGACAUUACCAACAGGGAGAGUAAAAGAAACAAACAAUUCAACUUUAUAAACAAUGUUAGAUGUGUAAUUUUUACAAUUUUUACACUUUUGCAUGUUUUAGUAUUUUCCCUCUACUUUACCGAAUCAUUUACUAUUUAAAUAAUCUUGCUGUCUGUUUCGCGUAUUGAAAUAAUAAAAUAAUGUUUAUUCAUUUGUUCAUGCAUUUCAUAAAUUCGCUUAAUCAUUGUCUCUUCUAUGUGUUUUUUUUUCUUGUUUUGUUUUUGCGAGGAAUUUCUUAAAGAUAUAUAAUAUAUUUAGUUAAUUCACCGUUUGCCUUAAUUUAAUUAGAUAGUGCACGCAUUCAAUAUUUUUAAUAUAACGAACUUAGUUUGCAAGGUAAUUAAAUAAUAAAAAAGAAAAAGAGUUAAGCAUUCAAUAUUUAAAGAUGAGAUACGAUAAAUAUAUUAUAAUUCCGGGGGCGUUACAUGUCUGUUUUUAACGUUAACACAUACUUGACGUCCCGCUCACUGAAGACUGGUCAUUAUAAUUAAAUGUUAUACUUAAAUAACUUACUAUUCAUAUUGUAAUUUAUACAAGAAACAGUUUUUAUCGAUGAGUUUAUCUUGUACUUUUAAUGGAUAUUAAUGUAAUUAGUUGGUAUCACAACGACGUAUUGGCUAUUGCAUUUCUACACGCUUAUUAUUGUGUAUUUCAAUUGAUUCUUCUAACACAUUCGCAUUUUUCCCCCUCUUGUUUGUUGGCUUAGUAGGCGAGAAAGAACAACGUCGAAAUUCGAUAAUAGAGUACAUAUAUUUGCCACGAAUCAAAACGGCACGAAACUACGUGGGCAUUUUUCCAAGUUGUAAGGAAUAACGUUCGGGAAAGAUCUGUUGGUCGCACGACAAUGUAUUUUUAACUUUCACGUUGAAAUCAUUUUAAACUAUCAUUCAAAGCACAAAUUCCAUCGAUGAUAGGUAAUAACCAAAAAGAAAGUUAACCACUGCCUGAGCUUGUUCCUUGUCUAUCAUCGGUUUCGUUGCAUGAUCAGUUAACGGCCCCAGAAUUUUGUAACUUUUCGAGCUGUUGCCAAUUGUAUCUUAAUCAUUGUGAGGCACAAAGAAAAGCAACAGAGAACAGAACAAAUGAAACGUCGAUUAAAGUUGAAAAUUGUUUAACACUCAGUUGAUCGCGUUCGAAUGAAACGAUAAGAGAAAGCUAGGAAAGGGAAGAAUGGGGGAGUUGUCGUUGGUGUAGCAUUCAGGUAGUGCAAUGAUUUCGGUAUUACACGAAAACGUAGGCAGAAUACACGCGAUUUCAGAGAGGAAGGAAAAACGAAAAACGAAAUAGAACAAAAUUAAAUAAUAAGGAAGGGAAUGCGUGUCAUAUAUGUAUAUGCAUAUAUAGACGUACAUUACACUGUUAGAGACACACGAGUACACUGGUACACACCAUGAAUAUUCUAAAUUACGUUUACAGUAGAUGCAGUUAAGGUAUUAAAUUCUAAUUCUGCAAAGUGAUUUUCUGCGCGCCUGUUAGGACGACGUAAUUGUUGUCGAAAAAAAGAAACUAAUUAAUAAUAAUAAUAAUAAUAAUAAAAAGAGAAAAUUGUAUAGUAGCGAAGGGAAAACGUAGAAAAUUAAAGGAAAAACAAAAAUAUUGAGGACACUUCAAGUUUUACAAUAAGAGAGAGACAGAUAGAGAGAAAAAUUCUAAAUGUACUACGUUUAUGUUAAGUACCCUGCUAUAAGCGUGAAAGAAAGAAACUUUAUAUCGACGCAUAGAUGGUGUAUAGGCGAACCGUUUAACGACACGUUGUGUGCGCAAGAAAAAUCGACACGUGUACACACACUCAUCGACACACAUGUUCACACACCACUCCACACUACUACAUUAAAAUGCUUCACAUUCUGAGACUAAGGGCUUUGGGAGGGAGAGAAUUUGAAAAAGAAAAAAAAGGGGGAGGAAAACAUUUCUAGAGAUUCUUAACGAAACCGUGAGUGCAUUAGCGGAUUGGAGAAACGAUCGAAUAGGAACGACUAAAUAAUAAUAAGACUUGUUUCUUCCUGAAAUGUUACUCGAGAGCCACUAACCGCAAAAGAAAAAUUCAGCAUGAACGAAAAGUAGAAAAAGCAACAAACAAAAGCAGACACACAAUUAAACAAUAAAGAAAACGGGAGAAAAACGAAAUUGAUAUAUCUUUAUUUCGCUGGAGAAAAAUGAAACAAACGAGAAAUGAUUAUCCGCUUUAGUGAAUGGAAUUCCUACAGUUUGGAAUGCUUUGUCUCGCAUUGAACGUACGAGAAUCGAUCGAUCUACUUUUAUCAUAUUUUAGUGUGAAGUAUAAGAUAAAAUAAACGUAAAGAAAUGAAAUAAAGUCGACGAUGACGAUUGUAACGAUAAUAAAUGAAAUUGUUAACUGUAAUAACAUGACCUGUAUACUUGUAACUUUUAGCAUUAUAUUGGUAAGAUCGUGCCCCCCUGUACGAGACAAACGAUUAGAAUAUUUAUAGUGGAACGAUAGAUAAAUGUGAAACGACGACGAAGAAAAAUAAGGAAAUAUGAUUAAAUGAAAAUGAUAUAUGUUAGUAAGAUUACGGUCGCAUCGGCUGCCAGUCGAGAAAAGUAAACGGCCUAGCCGAUGUGACUAUGAAACGGCGAAAAAGUAAUACGUAUCCAUGUUCAUCAUGUUUUACCUCAGAUUUAAGGAUACAUUUAAGGAUCUUUACGCUCGCACGCUUUCUGUCCAUCUCAUUCCCAGUGACCUAGGCUAGAAAACUCUCUGUACCGAAUGGGGUGCUCGACUUUUCAAUCGUGUUAGACGAAUAACACGCUGUCAAGAAUUUCAAACAAAAAUUUCCUUAGCUAGAGAAAAUUGCUCGUGAAUUUCUUUUUUCGGGAUAUAUGUAUUCAUAAUCCACACGAAGUCGAACACUCCAUUAUCAGCACAGUAGCAGUAAAAAAGAAAUAUAUAUAUAUAUAUACACAUAUAUAUAUAUACACACACACCAGGCCAAAGCGCAUUGUCUCUACCUUUAAGAAUUCUCUUAAGGAAGAGUCUAAGAAAUUAGAGUUGUAGAAUCAAGAAAGAGAGACGAAAGAAGUAAAAAAAAAAAAAGGAAAACAGGAUAGGAUAAAGAGAGAGAGGAAGGAAAGGAAUAAUUAUGUAGGAGGAGUAAGCACGAGAAAAAGAAAUUAAGAGCGAAGAAUAUUACAGAUUGAGAGAGAGCGAGAGAGAGAGAGCGAGAGAAGAUUUUUUGUCGCGGUGAACAUUAUAAUAUUAUGCGCGUUUACUGAUAAUAACGAUUUAAUGAACGAUGAUUGAUUAUUAUUAUUAAUUACUAUUAUUACACAUAAUACAGAGAGCGGAGAUGUUGAGAGAGAACACAUGUUUACAUACUAUUCUGUAUAUAUACACGUAUAUAUACAAUUUUUUAUAUAUAUGUAUAUAUAUUCCAAAUAUAUAUGUAUAUAUACAUAUAUAUGAUAUAUAUAUAUUAUUCAUUGCAACAUAUAUGUAUGUACACGCACUCGUAUGUCUGCUCGUGUAAAUGUAUAUCUUUAAAAAAAGCAGGACAAAAUAUAUCGAUAUAGGGGCGUACGUAUUUCUUUUUUAAAAAAAUUAUGUACAUUUUGCAUGCACGGCCAUUCGUGCACGCGUAAUGUCGACAUAUUAACGUCUAUGUAUACCACAUAUAUACACUUCUAUACACACUACAAUUUUCUUCGAUCUGUUUUAUUUUUCUUUUUUUUGUUUUGAUUCUACUCUCGAGGGAAAAUGGCUGUAUAAAAAGAAAGAAUAAAUCACGUGGAGGGAGGGUGGGAAAAAUCAUUGGGAAAAAAAAAAGGAAAUUUAACGGUUGAUAUUCAGACAUUGUAAUUCGGAACGAAAAAAGAACAGAUGAGAUAAGUAAAGACGUUAUUAGUCUUAAUUAGCUGUGAAUAAAGAAAACGAAAGGGGAAGGUAAUGGACAGAGAGAGAGAGAGAGAAUGAGAAGAACCGUGUUCGGUAGGGAGAGUGCGAGAGAAAAGUGUAAGAUUGUGUGUGAAAGAGAGAGAGAGACAGAGGGUAAAUUAAUUAGUCUUUAAUUAAAUAGGGAGAAAAGGGUAGUAAAUUCCAUUCAACACAUUUUUUUUGAAGCAUGUAUUACGUCUCGAUAAAAACAAAUAUUUUUAUCUUUCUUUUUUUUCUGUACAGAUACAUUUAAUCGAUUUGCGGAUUGCCGUGUUAACGAUAGUUUUUAGCUUUUAGUUAAUUCGAUAACUCAACUAUUUCUUGGAGACUGAACGUAGUCUUUAUCUUCCUAAACGAUAUUUAACGGUGGUGUACGCAUGGUUCGAUCGAUAAUGUCAAGUUGGGUGGUGAGUUAUUCAGCCGAGUCGUAUUAUUCGAUUUGUUUUCGUUGUGCUAACGAGACACGAUAACAAUUCACAUUCAAAUGUUUCAAAUGUAUAGUGCUUGAAAACAGCGUAUAUAUGUGUAUGUAUACAUGCGCAACAUUGUCUAUGAAACAUGUGGGAGUCAUUAAUUUCGCAUGCGUAGCACAGAAGUCGACAAAGAAAAUUGGGUAAAUACUACAUAAAUAUAUAGAGAGGUGUGUGGGUUUGUUAUUACGAUUCGCUAUUUUUAAAUUGCUGCUACUUUUAUUAUUGUCAUUACUGUCACUCCAUAGUAGUUAUUUACUUAUGUAGUGGUUGUUGCUAAUGCUAUUAUCACUCUUCUACUUUCCUCACAACUAAGAUUAUCGCUAUUCACUUUUGCAAAUAUCGCUUUUCCUUUUUUCAUAUUUUAAUCUAACUGUUUCCUAGUUUUCUUGCUCUACUGUCCUUUUUCGUCAGGGUUACAUGAUUUUAUGUGUUAAAACUACAAUAGAAUAUCAAUGGUCGUAUCUAGCAACAAAAGUUCAUAAGGUCGACUAUGUAAAAAUAUAAAGAUCAGAUAUGCAUCUUGUUGGUCGUCACAUUUACAUUCUCGUCCGAUUCGUAUGAUCGUCACGUUCGUCUGAACGUGUACCAUUUACUUUCCGAAACGACGUGAUAAGUUGAAAGAUAAGAGUAGAUAUAAAUCAUGUUAAUAGGUCGAAUUGUUAGCAGACAAUGGAACGAUCCGUAAAUUUCUUUUUUUCUUUUUUUUUCUUUUUUUUUUU
Bombus pascuorum is the source of this 10278-nucleotide messenger RNA. RefSeq names its product heterogeneous nuclear ribonucleoprotein 27C-like (gene Hrb27C). Gene Ontology annotation, molecular function: RNA binding. The record is from RefSeq and is a predicted model, not a curated record. The coding region runs from base 135 to 1472 and encodes 445 amino acids. The transcript is spliced from 8 exons. Lineage: Eukaryota; Metazoa; Arthropoda; Insecta; Hymenoptera; Apidae.